AUAUAUAUAUGCAAAAAUUUGUAUUAAUCAUUUCCCUUUUCUUCUGAAUCUUUUUCACUACUUUCAAAUGGUAACGUUCUGUUAAUUCAUAAUUUCAAGCAGCUCUGCGAGUUCUGUUAAUAUUUGAUACGUUUUCGUUAAUACUUCCAAUUGGUAGUUUUUCAUCUAUUUGUAACAUUAUUAACUUUUACAAAUACCUGUUUUAUUAGUGUUUCGAGUGAGUUUUCCAUAAAUAUUCAUGUAGCAACACUUCAAGUUUAAACUUUUUAACGCAUCAAGUUCAUGCUUACAUUAAUUUUCUAUGGCAUUAUGAAUUAAAAAAAAAUAUGUUUGCAAUGCGAUACAUAUUGAAAUGUAUUAUUGAAACAUAUAUAACUUUAUUAAAAACCGGCGUAAAUAUGAAGCGUAAAAUCAUGUAUAUAACUACGAUACGCCAAUUACGAUGUGCCAAUUAUACGUCAUAUAACGGGCCCCCACCAUCCAUUGAACAUAUAUAAAAGGGGACUGGCAAUAAAGUAGCUCACAGUUGCACGUUACUCGUGCCUCGAUGUACUAAGUACAUCCGUUGAUAUUCUCUUUAGUUUCGCUUUAACAUCACAUACAUAUUCAUAUUCGUAUUAUUCAACAAGUUGCGCACAGUAUUUUAUACGAAUUCACUUACAUCACACAAGCAAUUAUUAACAUGAUAUAUACAAUAUUGUUAUCGGUGAUAGCGGGCGUUCUGGGUCUCUAUUACUUUUUCUUCAAGAAUGUGAAUUUCUUCAAGAAACAUGGAAUACCACACAUAACGCCACUUCCCUUAGUUGGAAACAUGGGACUAUGUUUCAUUCACCGCCAAUCCAUGGCUGAACUCAUCAAAUCAACGUAUGACGUAGAUCUUGAUGCGAGGUACGUCGGCAUGUAUGACUUGACCAGGCCAGUCAUAAUGCUUCGUGACCCUGAGCUUAUUAAACUGGUCACGUUAAAACAUUUCGACACGUUUAUGGAUCAUCGCUCCUUCUUUGACGAAACACAAGAUAUAUUAUUCGCAAAUAUAUUAUUUAGCAAAGGCCUCUUUUUCCUUCGCGGAGAAAGAUGGCGACAAGUUCGAGCUUUAUUGAGUCCAGCUUUCACGUCCAGCAAACUGAAAGGUAUGUUCAAGCUGAUGUCGGAGUGCGGAGCCGACUUCGGCGUUUAUCUGGCUCAAAUGCCAUCGGAGAAGAGAAUGAUGGAAAUGAAAGAAGUGUUUACCCGAUAUAACAGUGACGUAAUCGCCGCAUGCGCUUUCGGCGUUAAUGUUGAUUCUAUGAGAAACCCAGAAAACGAGUUCUACGUGUAUGGUAAAGAAGCGACCACUAUCAGCGGUAUCAUGUUUCUGAAGUUGUACGUAUUGAGGAGCUUGCCUUGGCUGGCCCGAAUACUCGGACUGAAAAUUGCCCGCGACCAAGUAAUAAAUUUCUUCCGCGAUCUCGUCGCAACAACCAUAAAGAUUAGAGGUGAGAAGGGUAUCGUCCGACCGGAUAUGUUGCAGUUGAUGAUGGAGAGCAGGAGCAAAGAGGGUGAGCGAAAUUUGACUCUCGAAGAUAUGGUAUCACAGGCAUUCGGCUUCUUCUUCGGCGGUUUCGAUAGUACUUCGACCUUAAUGUGCUUCGCUGCUCAUGAAAUUGCGAUAAACCCCGACAUACAAGAGACACUUCAAGAUGAGAUCGACAAAGUUUUGGAAGAAACAAACGGGCAAGCAACUUACGACGCCAUCAAUAAUAUGGAAUAUCUGGACGCUGUGGUCAACGAGACUCUCAGGAUGUAUCCUGUUCUUCCAGUGAUGGACAGAUUGUGCUUGAACGACUUUGAACUGCCACCGACAUUGCCAGGGAUGAAACCCUUCACUCUAAAAAAAGGUCAAGGCGUAUGGAUACCGGCGUAUGGGCUCCAACACGAUCCUAAAUACUUUGAAGAAUCAGAAAAGUUUGAUCCCAAGCGCUUUCUUGGAGAACGGAAGACCAAUAGCCUCAACUGUGGUGCAUAUCUUCCUUUUGGUUCGGGCCCCAGAAUGUGCCUCGGCAACAGAUUCGCAUUGUUGGAGACGAAAGUAGUGUUCUUUCACCUGUUAGCUCGUUGCGACUUGAAACCUUGCGAACAAACAAGAGCACCGCUCAAGCUUACCAAAGGCUUUAAUAUGAAGGCUGAAGGUGGUUUCUGGCUCAACGUAUCGCCACGAACAAAUAUACAUCAUACUAUUGAGAAACGCUAAUAAUGCGACAUACAAAUUAUGUAAGCAAAUUAUGAGCACGGAAUACCUCACAUACCGCCGCAACCCGUAAUAGGAAUCGUGAAAUAUUUAAUACGCCGUCAGCCAAUAACUGAAUUUGCCAAAUUGAUGUACAACAUAAAUCCUGAUGCCAAGUACGUCGGCACGUAUGACUUCACCAAGCCAGUCGUAGUGCUUCGUGACCCUGAGCUCAUUAAACUUAUCACGUCAAAACAUUUCGACACGUUUAUGGAUCAUCGCGACUUCGUUGAUGAAACUCAGGAUGUCCUAUUCGGCAAGAGCCUCUUCUCCCUUCGCGGAGACAGAUGGCGACAAGUUCGAGCUUUACUGAGCCCAGCUUUCACGUCCAGCAAGAUGAAAGGUAUGUUCAAGCUGAUGUCGGAGUGCGGCGCCGACUUCGGCACGUACCUAGCGCAAAUGCCCCCGGAAAAGAGGACGAUGGAAAUGAGGGAUGUAUUCGGCAGAUACACCGUUGACGUAAUCGCUACUUGCGCCUUCGGCGUCAGCGUUGAUUCGAUGAGAAAUCCAACCAACGAUUUCUAUGUAUACGGCACAGAAACGGCCGAUAUCAACAUCACCAUGUUCCUAAAACUCCUUGUAUUCUACACUACGCCUUGGUUAGCACGAAAGUUGAAACUGUCAUUUUUCGGCGACCAAGUAAAGAAUUUCUUCCGCGAUCUCGUCGAAACCACCAUAAGGACUAGAGAUGAGAAGGGUAUCGUCCGACCGGAUAUGCUGCAGUUGAUGAUGGAGAGCAGGGGCAAAGAGGGUAAACCAGAUAUGACUAUCGACGAUAUGAUAUCGCAGGCAUUUAUCUUCUUCUUGGGCGGUUUCAAUAGCACUUCGGCCGCGAUGUGCUUCGCCGCUCACGAGAUCGCGAUAAACUCCGACGUACAAGAGACACUUCAAAAUGAGAUCGACAAAGUUUUGGAAGAGACAAACGGGCAAGGAACGUACGAAGCCAUCAAUAAUAUGGAAUACCUGGACGCUGUGGUCAACGAGACGCUCAGGAUGUAUCCGGUUGCUAUACUGACGGACAGAGUGUGCUUGAAUGACUUUGAACUGCCACCAACAUUGCCAGGGACAAAACCCUAUACAAUAAAAAAAGGAGAUGGCUUAUGGAUACCUAUGUAUGGGCUCCAUCACGAUCCCAAGUACUUCGAAGAGCCGAAGAAGUUCGAUCCGGACAGAUUUCUGGGAGAGCGGAAGAAAAAUAGCCUCAACUGUGGCGCAUACCUUCCUUUCGGUUCGGGUCCCAGAAUGUGCAUCGGCAACAGAUUCGCAUUGUUAGAGACGAAAGCGCUGCUCUUUCACUUACUGGCGCGUUGCGACUUGAAGCCUUGCGAAAAGACAUCAGUACCGAUCAAGUUUGCUAAAGAUGGCAUUAAUAUGAAUGCUGAAGGUGGUUUCUGGCUGAACGUGUCGCCACGGAAAAAUAUACAUUAUACUAUUGCGAGAAACACUACUACUGAGAAAACAUGAGACCUAUGAUACCAACAUAAGCUGAAACAAGGCAUUUUAUGCUUGACUCUUCGCUGAAGAAUGUUUCCGAUGUACUUCUAUCGUUAUUUUAAAUUUUAAGUGAAAGGAUAAAGUAUUGAUUGCAGCAAUCAUAAAUAUAUAUAAGUUCAAUACGUUGUAUUUAAAAUAAAUUUAUAUAUAUAUAUAGACACUUACAUAAUUUAUGUACAGUGCGUGUGUGGGCGCGCGCGCGCGUGUGUGUGAGUAUGCUCGCGAAUGCGAGAUUGUUUUUAUUUAUGUGCAAAUAUAUGCAAAAGUUCGUAUGAU
This is a messenger RNA of Ooceraea biroi (clonal raider ant), 4036 nucleotides long. RefSeq lists its product as uncharacterized. The record is from RefSeq and is a predicted model, not a curated record. Gene Ontology annotation, molecular function: heme binding; monooxygenase activity; iron ion binding. NCBI's taxonomy places the organism in Eukaryota, Metazoa, Arthropoda, Insecta, Hymenoptera, Formicidae.